AUGCCAGAGCAGGCAGCAGCAGCGAGCGAUCUGCACUAGUCACUGCAAGAACCACCACCACAAGUGAGUGAACGUCGGAGCAAGGAAAGGCAGGGAGAGAUGACAAUGAGGCCGCUCGUCGUCCUGGCUCUGGCCGUGGCGCUGGCCGGGGUGGCGCUGCGAGGGGGCGCCGCGGAGGGGGCCGGCGAGUGCGGGAGGUCCUCCCCCGACCGGAUGGCCCUGCGCAUGGCCCCGUGCAUCUCGGCGGCGGACGAGCCGGACUCGGCGCCCUCCAGCAGCUGCUGCUCGGCGGUGCACACCCUAGGGAAGAGCCCCAGCUGCCUGUGCGCCGUCAUGCUGUCCGGCACCGCCAAGAUGGCCGGGAUCAAGCCCGAGGUGGCCAUCACCAUCCCCAAGCGCUGCAACAUGGCCGACCGCCCCGUCGGCUACAAGUGCGGAGAUUACACGCUGCCUUGAUGGCCCAGCUCUGGUGCUGAUGAAGAUGACUGCUGUGGAAGAUAUGGUCGUGUGGGAAUAAGCGAGUGGUGCAUGUACCACUUAAGUGGGGCACUAGUGACUGCAUGGUGCCUACAUGUGAUGUGUGCUUGUGGGAAUGUUUCUAUAAGCAUGUAAUGUUUCGGCUGUAUUAACGUGAACAAACGUCUCCGUGUGAUUUCUGUUAUCA
Molecule: messenger RNA, 664 nt
Organism: Triticum urartu
Lineage: Eukaryota; Viridiplantae; Streptophyta; Magnoliopsida; Poales; Poaceae
Biological process (GO): systemic acquired resistance
Molecular function (GO): fatty acid binding
Source: RefSeq, a predicted model, not a curated record